Pelagomonas calceolata is the source of this 862-nucleotide messenger RNA. Lineage: Eukaryota; Pelagophyceae; Pelagomonadales; Pelagomonadaceae. The record is from the annotation of a GenBank genome assembly.
GUUUUAUCUUUGCGUCUCGCGUCGUCGUCGUGCGGGUGCGCUGCGCCCAAAUUCGAGCUCGACUCGGAGCGCUGUGGCUGCCCGGCCGCCAUUCCGGCACCAAGUCGCACGCGCAGUGCGCACGAAGGUUCCACAUAAACAUUCUUGCGCCUCACUGACGCCUCGACAGCACAAGCUAUCUGCACAAGCUUUGGGGCAGCCUGUACCACAAAACAAUUGCCCACACAGUGAGAAAUGGGCCAAGCCGCCUCCUCCGGGACGAAGACGCUCCCGACGGCGAAUGAUGUCAGGGCGCUGCUCUUCGGCGGCAAAGACAAGGCGCUCCAGCGCCAGCGCACGCUCAUCACUCCUACCACACAAACAUCCGACCUGAUCUUCGACGGCACGGUCCAGCAGCUCCAGGGCGAACUCGCGCUGACCUACAAGGUCGGGAAGGAGCUGUCCCAGCGACCACCUACGUUAAUAAAGAGACGGAAGCAGCUCGCGAUGGACGACGACGCCGAGGAAUUGCUGGUUGUGGCGGCGACCUGCUCCUUAGGUGAUGAUAAACUGAAAGUCUUGGAGGACGAGCCCAUGUGCGCCUGCAUCGACGUCUUCGACGACGACGUGCGCAUCCAUUUCGUCUCUCCCACGAAUCCCGAGCUCGGCGGCGUUGUCUUGAUUGCGACGCGCGACGCGAGAGGAGCCAUCUCGUUGCGGGGCGGCGACGAGUACUGGUGGGACGGCUACCCGCCGAUCAUCCACGCGCGCGAGAAGGGUGCUGCGUCGAAGGCGCCGCCGCGGCCGGCGUUCGCGGGGAGCUUCUUCGAGAAGGACGUGGCCGUGCGGGGCCUGCAGGGGGGCGCGUAAGAAUGAACUGCGG